AAAUCCUUGCCGGAAACUUUGGUUCAUCGCCCCGCCCGUCCUCUUCGAUAUCUUAACCGACCCCUUCUCCUCCUCUUCUGCUUCCUCGUCUCCCUUCUUCCUCUUCUCGCCAAUCUCACCUGAUCGAAACCCCAACCAUUUUGAUCAUCUCCAAUUUCUCGCCCUCCCCCAUCGCCAUGAGAAGGAGAUCGAUCCAGUCCACUUCUGCCGCAUCUUCAUCUUCCCGCCACUUCGAUCAUCCCACAAACCCGCACCCCCGCCGAACCCUAGAUUGGGUUCCGAUCAUAUGGCACCGAAUUCGCGCACUCCUUCAAGUCCUGGUGGCGGUGGUGCUAAGAAAGUUUUGGGGCUCUGUCCCGAACCGCCCCGGAUCAACUUCGAACCGCGAGUCCGCCGAAGAUGAUCACAACAACACAUCCAUGGGUGAUCUCGAUCGUCUGCCCACCGAUGUCUUCGUGCAGGUACUGAAGCUCCUUGGGCCGAAGGAGGCCGCCAGGUCGGGCCUCGUGUGCAAGUCGUGGAAGGUUUUGGUGUCGGACAAUAGACUCUGGGUCUUCUUCCUAACGCAUGGGAAGCAUCCAUUCGACACCGUGCUAUUUGCCGAGACGCACUUGAGAUCAGGGCCGAUGUUGUACUUUGAUCACUCGCAGCAAAUAUCCUUCAUGCACAUCUUUGCAGAACGUGCCAUAGUUCCAGGUGCCAUUAUUGUUGAUGGUGGAUCUGGUUAUUGCAAAUAUGGUUGGAGCAAAUAUGCUGCUCCAUCUGGACGUUGUGCAACAUUUUUGGAAUUUGGCAACCUGGAGUCUCCAGUGCAUUCAAGGCUUCACCAUUUCUUCUCGACAAUCUACAGCAGGAUGCAGGUGAGGGCAUCAUCUCAUCCAAUAAUUGUCUCUGUUCCAAUCUGCUACCCUGAGGAUACUGAAGCUGCCAGAGCAUCUAGGAGGCAAUUGAGAGAGGCAAUAUACUCGGUCCUGUUUGAUAUGAAUGCUCCAGCAGUUUGUGCCAUUGAUCAAGCUGUUUUAGCUUUAUAUGCAGCGAGACGGACUUCUGGAAUUGUUGUUAAUAUCGGUUUCAAUGUCACCUCAGUAGUCCCAAUUCUUAGAGGCAAGGUGAUGCAUGAAGUGGGAAUUGAAGUGUUGGCAUUAGGUGCUCUAAAACUUACUGGAUUUCUCAAGGAACUAAUGCAGCAGAGAAAUAUAAAUUUUCAGUCUCUAUAUACUGUUCGAACAAUCAAGGAGAAACUGUGCUAUGUGGCCUCUGAUUAUGAUGCAGAGUUGCAUAAAGAUACCAAGCAAUCAUGUGAAGUUGCAAGUGAGGGUUUGUUCACCCUAUCAAAAGAAUGCUUCCAAACCGGAGAGAUUCUUUUUCAGCCACAUAUUGGGGGACUGUAUUCAAUGGGUUUGCAUCAAGCUGUAGCUUUGUGUAUGAACCACUGCUUAGCUGCUGAAGUUGCGACUAAUGAUGGAUGGUUUAAAACCGUCGUUUUGGCUGGUGGAACAUCAUGCUUACCAGGAUUGCCCGAGAGGUUGGAGAAAGAGCUCCACAAACUUCUUCCACCAUUAAUUUCUGAAGGAAUAAAAGUAAUUCCUCCACCAUAUGGCACUGAUUCUGCCUGGUUUGGAGCAAAGAUCAUCAGCAAUGAAACUACAGCAGGAGAGCUGAAAAAGACUGAACCCUAUGGAAUUAAGAGAGCAACACACAUCACCAAGAUAUCACAGCUCUCUGGAAUUUUUGGCAGUUGCAGCUGGAUGCGAGGGGAAUUGGGAGUGAGUUUCCCGGCACCUGAAUCCCAAGCGUGACCAUAUUAAGUUGGAUCAUUUGAUGCUUUCGGCCUAACAUCAUGUAAAAUCAGGUGAGCACCUUUUGUGAUGCAUGGUGUAUUACCAAAAAACAGUUUCGCCAGAAUCCCAGACGCAUAAGUGGUGAUUAAGAUUUUGGUUUCUGGUGCCUGGACUGCUUCCUAGGAUCUCUUACCAUAUUACAAGCUAUUGCAGUAGAUAAUAUGAUACCCCAUUUUCACAUUUCAGUCAAGCACACUAUUCAUUGUUUUCAAUAAUAAUUGUUGCUGCUGUACAUUCACCUCCAACAUUCACAAUAAGCAAAUGGCUGUCUAGUUAUCCACUCCACUGAAGUAGAUAUGUAAGACAUUCUUAGGAACGGAAUCUUGCCUGUCUUUGAUAUCACAAAACAGCUCACUGUUGUAAUAAAAUCAAGAUGGAGCAGUGAAGUAAAUUCACGUGCUAUUUUUUAA
Molecule: messenger RNA, 2251 nt
Organism: Musa acuminata AAA Group (dessert banana)
Lineage: Eukaryota; Viridiplantae; Streptophyta; Magnoliopsida; Zingiberales; Musaceae
Product: actin-related protein 8
Exons: 14
Coding region: 177-1799 (540 amino acids)
Molecular function (GO): protein binding
Source: RefSeq, a predicted model, not a curated record